Molecule: messenger RNA, 2158 nt
Organism: Drosophila willistoni
Lineage: Eukaryota; Metazoa; Arthropoda; Insecta; Diptera; Drosophilidae
Product: tenascin
Exons: 4
Coding region: 1-2130 (709 amino acids)
Source: RefSeq, a predicted model, not a curated record
AUGUGGCGAAUUUUUGUGAUAUGCCUAUCUCUUGGCGUUGUAUUCAAAGUUCAGGCCUGCGUUGACCGUGUGCCGGUUAUGAAAAUGCGUGUAAGUCUGGUAACAAUGCGAAAAUAUCAAGGAUUAACCAAUUGCACUUCCGAUUGUGGACCUCUUGUAGUCCGACCACGGAAAGAGACCUACAUGACAGUGGAUGAAGUUUGCUGUGAUGGCUACGAUCGCAAUGACGAAGAUACCGAAUGUGUUCCUCGUUGUGCUGAUUGUGGUGAAACCGGUGUAUGUCAUUCGCCCUCGGUAUGUCUUUGCGGCAAUGGCUAUACGAACCAUGUGAAUCGCAGCGUGUGCGUUCCAGAAUGUAGUGAGCCCUGUGUUAAUGCCAAUUGCACGGCUCCCGAUGUCUGUCAGUGUCUGGAGGGUUAUCGUUUUCGCAGCGAUUCGGUCAAUGAGUGCGAGCCGAUUUGCAAGGUCAACUGCGAGAAUGGGCAUUGUGAGGAGCCCUCGAAAUGUAUUUGUAAUGUCGGAUAUCAGCGUGAUGAGAAGCUGCAGAAAUGUGUACCCGUUUGCCAGGAUAUCUGUGAGCAUGGCGACUGCGUGGGACCCAAUGAGUAUAAAUGCCACGAUGGCUAUGAAGCCCGUCUGGGACGACCAAUGAAGUGUGAUCCAGUGUGUUCGAGUGGUUGCCCAAAUGGUCUGUGCCUGGAGCCAGAGCAUUGUGCCUGCAAUUUGGGUUACGCCCAUGUGGAGCAGCGUGUCUCGGAGGGCUGUCAACCAGUUUGCCAACCGGGCUGCGUGAACGGAACGUGUGUAUCACCGGGUCAUUGUGUUUGCAACGAGGGUCACGCCUAUGCCGAUGGCUCCCAUAAUGUCUGUGUGCCCAGUUGUCGAUCGGGCUGCGAGCAUGGUUUCUGCAGUUCCCCAGGACGUUGCGAAUGCCAUGAGGGUUACGUACAGUUGACCGCUCAUCGAUGUGCGCCUGUUUGCCAGGCGGCAUGUGGACAGAAUUCGAGAUGUACAGCACCCGACACAUGCACCUGUGACCCCGGCUAUGUGUUCGUGAAUGGCUCGACAACACAAUGUGAACCCCACUGCCCGAGGACGUGUAAGAAUGGCAUUUGCAGCAGUCCCGGAGUAUGUACUUGCCUGUCUGGCUAUCAGGCUUUACUCUCCUUCUACUGCAUACCCAUUUGCACUCGGUCCUGCUUGCAUGGCAGUUGUGUGGGUCCAAAUCAGUGUCGCUGCUUCACUGGCUAUCGGCCCACAUCCGAGGAUCCCAGUAUAUGUGAACCGAUUUGCAGUCAAGAUUGCGGUCAUGGGCGGUGUAUAGCUCCGGAGAUUUGUCAUUGUCAGGAGGGUUAUAUCAAACGUUGGCCCACCGGAUCCUGCGAACCGCAUUGCCAACAGAAGUGCAUCAACAGUCAUUGCAUUGGUGCAGGUCAAUGUCGCUGCUAUGAGGGCUACCGCAUGAGAGCUGGCUCGAGUUCCAUAUGCGAUCCUGUAUGCAUGCCCCCAUGUGUCAAUGGUUCCUGCGUGGAGCCGAAUCAAUGCGCCUGCUCUCAUGGCUUUGAGGAUACCAAACAACAUAAUAUCUGUGUGCCCAGUUGUCGUCCACGCUGUGUGAAUGGACGCUGUUCAGCGCCGGGGCAAUGUGACUGCAAUUCCGGUUAUCUAAUAGCCAAUGCCAGUCAGCCCCAUCAAUGUGAGCCUCAGUGUGAGAAGCAGUGCAUCAAUGCUGAAUGUCUCCGUCCCGAGGAGUGCGUUUGUCUCGAUGGCUAUCGAAUGCUACCCUCAAGUACUACGGAGUGUGAACCCAUCUGCUCACCACCAUGUGAUUCAAAUGAACUCUGCAUAGCUCCCGAUUUGUGUGAGUUGAGUGGUCGUCGUUUUCUUUUCAAGGCUAAUCCAUCUUCCAAUGUGCAUCACGGCUUCACACGUUGGUCUACACUCAUGUUGGCUGUUUUCCUCUGCCUGAUUCUGGUAAUGUUUCCCCUACUCCUGAUGAGAGAAGUGCAACGUCGGCGAAGUCAGAAGGACAAACAACAAGUCCAUUUAAUCGAGAAUCCCACUUACGGUGUAAUAUUGCCCGGCAGUGAAGAACCGCUCAGUGAACAGGAAAUUGGUUUGGGCGAUUAGAUGAUCGUUUUUAUGCAUAUGUGUUAAA